AUGUCGGCCAACCGCGAGCAUCGCAUUGCCAGCGCCGUUGACAGCCUAAUCGCACACCUGAUACCCAACGAUCCCCACGAAGACGACUCUGCCGCCCAAGAGCGACACGACAACUGCUUUGAGUUGGUUAAGUCAGUCUUGGAAGCCCCCGCGUCCCCCGCUAUCUCCUCGGACGUCAACCAUGCCUCAGAUCUGAUAAAGAGGAAGCUCAUACAGAGCAACCCGACACAAGCGCUGCGCUUCUCAAACCUCUACACACGCCUUCUAUCUCUACCUGUGCUGGGCCAGAAAUGGGCCAUCCUGUACCUCCUUUACCAGCUCGCCGACUCGCCAGACCCCAACGAACCACUACCUCUGCCUCCGCCAAACCCCCCUUCGCAAACGCAGCGCGAUCCAUCUAGGAAACACGAGAGAGAACAAUCCUCCAAAAACUCCACGCCGAUUUCAAGACAAGAAGAAGAGCAGUUCAACGACGCUUUUGCGCCCGAGGGACUGAAGAAGCUCCCACCGAAACAUCCCAAGAACAAGUCGGUCGAUGAAAGAGAUAAGGACAAGGAAAAUGAAAAGGAGCUGGAGGAGUCUGACGCGAAAAAGCGACAGGUUGCUUUGAAGUCGACGCUGCUGGCCGACAAUUACACCGAGAUCGAGCCCUCCGAGACAGUUCUCUUGCGGGACCUUCCCUUCACUUUGCAGGGAUUGUCAUCGACAACGUUGCCCUUCUCGAAACCAGACACUGUCACAUUGCCUCCGACAUUACCAUCGCCGAUCAUUUCGCUCCUGCAUACAGUAUCUGAGCCCUCCUUACUGUAUCGGAACCUCGACGUCUUCGUCAAAUCCCCUGCGCAAGGUUUGCUGAGGCAAAGUAUCCGAGCUGCAAUAGGUGGAGAGCUACGGUCAUACCUCAGUUUGGUCGCGAGUCUUGAAGGCCAGAUUCGAAGGGCGCUGUCUUCGCUAGAUGAAUCUGCUCCAAGAGGUGGCAUUGGAAAGGCAGGUGUAACCUUGAAAAGAUGUGUGGUAUGGACACGGGAGGCUACAAUGGGCUUAAGACUCAUGAGUCUCAUCGCCGAAGAGUCGGAGAGCAAACGAGGCGGCCAGCUCAUUUCUCUCAUCCACGGGUUUUCAUCGUCUCAUGGUGAUCCCAUGGUAGCAGCGUUUGCUGAACGGCUGCUUGUCCAUGUCACUCGCCCAUUUUACGACAUCCUGCGUAGGUGGAUCUAUGAUGGUGAGCUUCUCGACCCUUUCUGUGAGUUCUUUGUAAAGGAACAGAAGCAGACGGAUGAGCCCAAGACAGGCGGUAGCAGUGUUUGGGAAGACAAGUAUGAGAUCGACAAGGACAUGGUUCCUAGUAUCAUCACGCAGGACUUUGCCCAAAAGGUCUUCCUCAUUGGCAAGUCUCUUAACUUCAUCAGACACAGCUGCGGUGAUUCACAAUGGGUUGAGGACUACUCCAAGGCGGCUUCAAAGGAAUUGCGUUACGGUGAUACUGCCACGCUUGAGGCUUGGAUUGAUGAGGCGUACAAGACGACGAUGAAGCGUCUCAUCGACCUCAUGGCGAACAAAUUCCACCUCUUUGAACAUCUUCAGGCCCUGAAGAAUUAUAUCCUUCUCGGACAAGGGGAUUUCAUCGCUCUUCUUAUGGAAUCUCUCGCCGCGAACCUCGACCGUCCUGCUGGUGCACAAUACCGACAUACCCUUACAGCGCAGCUCGAGCAUGCCAUCCGCGGCUCCAACGCGCAGUACGACUCUCCUGAGGUUCUUCGUCGUCUCGACGCUCGCAUGCUUCAGCUAUCGCACGGCGACAUUGGAUGGGACUGCUUCACGCUAGAAUACAAAGUUGAUGCUCCAGUGGAUGUCGUGGUUACGGACUGGGGCAACCGACAAUACCUCAAAGUCUUCAACUUUCUGUGGCGCAUUAAGCGUGUCGAGUUUGCCCUGGCCUCGACUUGGCGCAAGUGUAUGACAGGUUCGCGUGGGGUGCUCCAGAACUCUGACCCAGUCGUCGUACAAACCUGGAAGUCAACCCGUGGAAUCCUUGCGGAGAUGAUUCACUUUAUCGGCCAACUCCAAUACUACAUCCUGUUUGAGGUCAUCGAGUCAUCAUGGAACGAACUCCAGAAGCGCGUUCAUCGCGAAGGAUGCACGCUAGACGAUCUCAUCAAGGCUCAUACUCGCUACCUCAAUGACAUCACCCACAAAGGCCUCCUUGGCGCGCGGCGCAGCCGUCACGCCGACAUGGCGACGGGCGAAGAUGAUCGGACAUCUUACCUUUCUCAACUCGGCGACCUUUUGCGCGCCAUGCUAAGUUACCGCGACUCUGUUGACGGCCUCUACAGCUGGAGCGUCUCAGACUUCACGCGUCGGCAGGAGGCCGACGUCAUGCGCAUGUCGGCCCGCAGCGCCCGUCACCAGAAGAAGCCGUCGGAGCCGGGCGUGGACGGCGAGGACGAGAACCCGGCCGUUGCGUCAGAAUUUCCCGUCCUCCAAGACCGUCUGCGGCAGCUUGGCGCCACGUUCCGUUCCCGCCUCCAGAUCCUAUUAGGCGAUCUAGCGUAUCAGCCUGACGUGGACAUGCGUUUCCUCGGUGUUGCCAUGAACUUCAAUGACGUAUACCAACCCUCGAGGAGGAAGACCAAGACGACCUCGACGGCCUCGGCGAAUACUUCCAGAGUGUGA
Molecule: messenger RNA, 2673 nt
Organism: Colletotrichum graminicola M1.001
Lineage: Eukaryota; Fungi; Ascomycota; Sordariomycetes; Glomerellales; Glomerellaceae
Product: Spc97/Spc98 family protein
Exons: 2
Coding region: 1-2673 (890 amino acids)
Biological process (GO): cytoplasmic microtubule organization; mitotic cell cycle; microtubule nucleation
Cellular component (GO): spindle pole; equatorial microtubule organizing center; gamma-tubulin small complex
Molecular function (GO): gamma-tubulin binding; microtubule minus-end binding
Source: RefSeq, a predicted model, not a curated record